Messenger RNA from Cicer arietinum (chickpea), 1101 nucleotides. RefSeq names its product ras-related protein RABA1b. The record is from RefSeq and is a predicted model, not a curated record. Gene Ontology annotation, molecular function: GTPase activity; GTP binding. NCBI's taxonomy places the organism in Eukaryota, Viridiplantae, Streptophyta, Magnoliopsida, Fabales, Fabaceae.
AAACUUGCGGCGCUAUUUUGUACAUUCUCCCAUUUCUCGACUCUACACUUUCUUUUCUUCUUUCUCAGCACUCUUCGUAGUUUCUCUCUCUUGUUUUUUGAGUAACAUCACAGAGCACAAAGCAGAGUCGAAUAAGAACAGAAAUGGCAGGUUACAGAGCAGACGAUGACUACGACUAUCUAUUCAAGGUAGUUCUGAUCGGCGACUCCGGUGUCGGCAAAUCGAAUCUUCUCUCGCGUUUCACGAAGAACGAGUUCAACCUUGAGUCCAAAUCCACCAUUGGUGUUGAGUUCGCUACUCGUACUUUGAAUGUUGAUUCUAAAGUCAUCAAGGCUCAGAUCUGGGAUACUGCUGGUCAAGAGAGGUAUCGUGCCAUCACCAGUGCUUACUAUCGCGGGGCAGUCGGUGCACUUCUUGUAUAUGACGUCACACGCCAUGCAACAUUUGAGAACGUCGACAGAUGGCUGAAAGAACUGCGAAACCACACAGAUUCAAACAUUGUUGUGAUGCUUGUUGGGAACAAGUCAGAUCUUCGUCAUCUUGUAGCUGUAUCAACAGAAGAUGGGAAGUCUUACGCUGAGAAAGAAUCACUUUACUUCAUGGAAACCUCAGCUCUUGAGGCUUCUAACGUAGAGAAUGCAUUUGCUGAAGUUCUCACUCAGAUCUACCGUAUUGUUAGCAAGAAAGCUGUAGAGGGUGCUGAAAAUGGAAACGCGUCUGUGCCAGCCAAAGGAGAGAAAAUAGAUCUUAAAAAUGAUGUUUCUGCCCUGAAGAGAGUUGGUUGUUGUUCAAGCUAAAGAUUGGAUAAUAUAAUUCAAUUGAUUGCUAUCGGCUCUGUUGUAUGUGUAAUAUUCUAAGAGAGAGAUACGAACUAGAAGAAGAAGAAAGAAAAAUGUAAUUUAAUUUUUCAUAGCAUGUUAGACUCUGUGUGUAACCUUAAAAAACAAAGUUUGAUGUUUCAAUAGGAGCUGCUGGGGAAGCAAGUUGACUGUUACGCGGCAUAGUUUGUACUCAGUAGUGUAAUAUAGUUGUUUUUCAAAUGUUUUCACCUGCAAAGUGGUUCCAGAUUGAAAGUAAUUGAAUCAUUUGAGUUUGUCCUGA